This is a messenger RNA of Cooperia oncophora, 717 nucleotides long. The record is from the annotation of a GenBank genome assembly. Lineage: Eukaryota; Metazoa; Nematoda; Chromadorea; Rhabditida; Trichostrongylidae.
AUGAAAUCAGCGGAAGUAAUUCGUACCAAAUUCCUUUCACGUAUCACCGAUUCUCCUAGAAAGCCAGUUUGCCAUGCCCAGUAUUUGAGUACAGCGAGAGCCGGAGAAGCAGUGAUACGUGAAAGGAAUUUGGAGUUCGUCUAUUUAGACGGCGCCAUUCUCGUCAAGUACUGCACGCGUCAUAUUAAUCACCCACUCAGCACUCGUGAUCUUCCCCUUUCAGACACCGACAAAGACAUUAUUGCGGGUUAUUUGCGGCAGGAUAUAGACGAAUAUAUCCUUCUGGACAAAAUUCGAAAAAAAUAUCCUGAUCCUCAAAUAAGACUUCACUGGAUUUGUAGCGACGAUAUCAGGAAUAUUUCGGAAACCUUCCACUACGAAGAAAAGCUGGAAGCGAGAAUCGUCGCUCCUCCUGAAAUCAGCUCGAUUGGCCAAGCGAUAUGCAACCCUGCUUUCGACGAGAAUCCGAUUCCUGCAACAGCGUUACUGGAGGAGUCAUCCAAUUGUGAGGAUAACUGCGAUGAUGGCGUCUCGCUUGGCGUACGUUCAAUGAGCUCCGAAGUCCCAGCUGAAUCAUUGCUUGGAUGCCCUUCUUGCAUUAAGUUAACUGAAAAGGUAGCUGAACUCGAGGCUCUUGUACGGGAACUCAGUGAUAAAAUGAACGAGAGAGAUGAACAGCAGUUAUUCAGCAGCGUUGUGAAAGUGGAGAGGACGUGA